AUGCCCUUGUUCAGAAAGAAAUCAGACAAGAAACAACUCCCGACAAAAUCCUAUGGGUCAACGCUGUCACUAACGUCUAACUCUACGGCGCUACGGCAACUAUCAGAAGAGUCUGCUAGCGACGACGAUGACGAUGAUGACAACGACGAUUAUGACAUGUCAUCCACAUACACUCGUACUUCAUACUUCAGCGAGUACACUACGGAUACUUCAGACUACCACACUCAUCCAGUGAGAGCAAGCAAAUGUAAUGGGACGUCUAUGGGAUAUUUAACUGCCCUAAUGUACUACUGUGGACUAGAAGCCGGUGGUGGCAACUCUACCACUGAUCCAACUACAACGACAGUGGUAACGCCUCAAUCAGAUCCUUCAUGGGAUAACGUUAGAGAACUGCAACGAGUUAUGACAGUGAUAUCCCCUGCAAAUCUAAAGCUCAUCCCACGGUUGGGCCCUAACACCCACCAUGAUACAUCAGUGAAGAACUUGCUGAUAAUCAACUUGCCACAGGUUGAAUUUAUCAAAAACCUUCUGCCUAUAUUGAAGAACAUAUUGCACAAGAAGAAGGUUCCUCUGCUGCUUCUAAAUGACUCUACAAGAUCACUUUAUCUGAGAUAUGGAGUGUUUGACCUGAAGUUGGGGAAAGGAUCUUAUGGGUUGAUUCGACUUGUGCGCCCAUGUAACAAUAAUAAUUCUACCACAAUUAAUACCAAACGUCGUCGUAAGUUGUAUGUGGUCAAGGAGUUCAUUCCUCGAAAGGAUAUAUCAAUAGAUAGCUUUGUGGAUAAGAUCAUCUCUGAGUUUAUCAUUGGAAAAAGCAUGAACUACAAGCAUGUGAACAGAUGUGUUGAUUUGAUGAUCUGUGUUGACAAUUUCAAGAUAAUGCUGGUUAUGGAUUGUACUAAAGGUGGUGAUUUAUUCUCCUACAUCAAAUCAUUCAAACAAAACGACAGCGAUAACUCCAUGCUGGCGGUGGUCCAGACGAACGCUAGUUGUCUUACUUUGGCUCAAGUAUGUUGUUUCAUCAAGCAAAUCGCCAAAGGGUUACUGUACAUGCAUGAUUUUGGAGUAGCCCAUUGUGAUAUCAAAUUGGAGAACAUCUUACUUGAUUACGUUAACACCGAUCAAGGUGAUGAAGACUGCAACCACCCCUGUAAUAGUAGCAGUAAGAAUAACCAAGGCAGUAUUAUGUUGAAAUUGUCUGAUUUUGGCAAGUCAAGCGUGGUACGGACUUUUAUGGACAGUGAUGAACAAUUAUACUCUGGUCCUCCACAAGGAUCUGAACAUUUCAUGGCUCCAGAGGAGUUUAAACCAGGAUUAGCCUACACAUUAACAAGCAAGGAUUGUUGGGCCAUGGGGAUUCUUAUAGCGUUGUUCUUCCGUAUACUAAAGAAGUUCAAGACUGGCAGUGUUGGAGUUGAGGCGUAUAUGUGGUCUUCUGUCGACGGGAAGGGGAAGAAUAAAGAUAACAAUAAAUAUCGAGAUCGUCGUUUCCAAAAAUAUAUGGAGACUAGACAGAUUGCCAACUAUGACGAUGAGACCAAGGAGUGGCUCAUUCAAAGACCAGGGACAUUCAAACCAAUAGAGAAUCUAUUUGAUUAUACCACUACGUUAUUAAAUGAUGAAGGCGAUGAAGAGGAUGAAGACGAGGACGAUAACAGUACCGACAAAAUAAAAAAAUCGAAUCGCAAGAAUAGUCACGUGCGCGAUUCCUCAGACGAAAGCAGUUUGUUACGCAAAUGGAUCAUCUAUAAAUUACUAGAUCCAAAUCCUGAUACAAGAAUGACUAUGGCAGAAUUAUUAGACACUGAUUGGAUGGUUGAUGUUGAAUGUUGUGUAUGA
Molecule: messenger RNA, 1839 nt
Organism: Lizanozyma spartinae
Lineage: Eukaryota; Fungi; Ascomycota; Pichiomycetes; Serinales; Debaryomycetaceae
Exons: 2
Coding region: 1-1839 (612 amino acids)
Biological process (GO): intracellular monoatomic cation homeostasis; protein phosphorylation; intracellular signal transduction
Molecular function (GO): ATP binding; protein serine/threonine kinase activity
Source: RefSeq, a predicted model, not a curated record